AGCCCUAUACCCAGCCGCACCGUGUUCAUACGGCACGUGUUGCGCCUCCUCCACACGCUUCCCCGUCUCCCACCGCUUCGUCCUCCUCCUCCUCCUCCUCCUCCUCCCUGUCCCCUCGCCUGCCUGCUCGAUCGCCUCCCUCUUUCUGCACAUGCAGGUGCUCUCUCUAACAUUGCUCCCUGCGUAUAGUUGAUUCUUCUUCCACCGAGCUCUGGUUCGGGAAGGCGUUACGGAUUAGCUGAUUCUGAAGAUGGACGUACAAUACCAUGAGGAGUACGUGAGGAAUCCGCGGGGCGUGCAGCUCUUCACGUGCGGCUGGCUGCCGGCGUCCUCCUCGCCCAAGGCGCUCGUCUUCCUCUGCCAUGGUUACGGAAUGGAGUGCAGCGACUUCAUGAGAGCAUGUGGGAUCAAGCUUGCCACAGCAGGGUAUGGUGUGUUUGGGAUUGAUUAUGAGGGCCACGGCAAGUCCAUGGGUGCCAGGUGCUACAUCCAGAAGUUUGAAAAUCUUGUGGCUGACUGCGACAGGUUCUUCAAGUCCAUCUGUGCCAUGGAGGAUUACAGAAACAAAAGCCGAUUCUUGUACGGCGAGUCCAUGGGAGGAGCCGUGGCUCUACUGCUGCACAGGAAGGAUCCGAUCUUCUGGGACGGUGCAGUCCUUGUAGCGCCAAUGUGCAAGAUAUCAGAGAAAGUGAAACCACACCCCGUCGUGAUCACCCUCCUGACGCAGGUGGAAGAGAUCAUCCCGAAGUGGAAGAUAGUCCCCACCAAAGACGUCAUCGACUCUGCGUUCAAGGACCCUGUGAAGCGCGAAAAGAUCAGGAAGAACAAGCUCAUCUACCAGGACAAGCCCCGGCUUAAGACAGCACUGGAGCUGCUCAGAACCAGCAUGGAUGUGGAAGAUAGCCUGUCAGAGGUGAGGAUGCCAUUCUUCAUCCUGCACGGCGAGGCCGACAUGGUGACCGACCCAGAGGUCAGCCGAGCCCUGUAUGAGAGGGCAGCCAGCACUGACAAGACCAUCAAGCUCUACCCAGGGAUGUGGCACGGCCUCACCGCCGGUGAGCCCGAUGAGAAUGUGGAGCUAGUGUUCUCCGACAUUGUUGCGUGGCUUGAUGAGCGGAGUCGCCAUUGGAAACCUGAAGAGCGGGUAAGGCCUCCAUCUGAGCCCGAGAUGUUCCACCAGGUGGCGCCCACGAAAAUCACCCGCGUCGCCAGCAGCGGUGGCACAGAGGGUCCGGUGCCGGCACAAGGCCGGCCUCAACGGCGCGGCAGCUUCCUCUGUGGACUAGGUGGCCGACCACACCAGCAGCAAUGUAGGAUGUAGAUAGAAAAAACACUUCCAUUGAUCUGUUGUUCACUAUGAACUGUACAUGGCAUAAGAAACAGGUCUGAUGGUGAUGUAAACAGUGUACUGAACUUGAUGCUCAAUAAAAUCUUGUUGCAUCACCAGAACUGCUGUUUGUUUCAGAGUAGUUUCUGAGUUCAGGAGAGUCAUCA
Molecule: messenger RNA, 1494 nt
Organism: Setaria italica (foxtail millet)
Lineage: Eukaryota; Viridiplantae; Streptophyta; Magnoliopsida; Poales; Poaceae
Product: caffeoylshikimate esterase
Exons: 8
Coding region: 251-1321 (356 amino acids)
Cellular component (GO): membrane
Molecular function (GO): lipase activity
Source: RefSeq, a predicted model, not a curated record